Zygosaccharomyces rouxii is the source of this 2154-nucleotide messenger RNA. RefSeq lists its product as uncharacterized. The record is from RefSeq and is a predicted model, not a curated record. The transcript has a single exon. Bases 1 to 2154 code for a protein of 717 amino acids. Gene Ontology annotation, molecular function: oligopeptide transmembrane transporter activity. Gene Ontology annotation, cellular component: fungal-type vacuole membrane. Lineage: Eukaryota; Fungi; Ascomycota; Saccharomycetes; Saccharomycetales; Saccharomycetaceae.
AUGUUGGACAUACAACCUAACGUCGCCUGGGAUAGCAAACCUGCUAUACAACAAAUAACAAUGAGGGCUACUGUAGUUGGACUGAUUAUUGGCUCAUUAGUUUUAAUAUCGAAUUUUCAGUUCGGUUUACAGACUGGGUGGGUCUCUAUGAUGUCUCUACCAUCUGCCCUAUUAGCAUGUUGGUUCUUCAGACAAGUUUGGCCUCUCAUUAGGCCUCAUGAUGUUCCUUUUACUGAUGUAGAAACUGUCUAUGUCCAAAGUAUGGCAGUUGCAGUGGGUACAGGGCCACUAGCAUUUGGAUUUGUUGGUGUAAUUCCAGCAAUCGAAAAAUUCUUGACUAAGGAAGAGAGUGGUGGUAGUAGAGAACAGGGUCAAGCAUUUGGAAUCGGCCAACUUUUGAUGUGGUCAGCAGGAUUAGCAUUCUUUGGGAUAUUUAUAGCUGUCCCUCUCAGAAAACAAGUGAUUGUCAGGGAAAAAUUGCCCUUCCCCAGUGGUAGUGCAACCGCUAUGCUUAUAGCGGUCCUCAAUGGAUCCGAAAUCUUACAGGAAGUUUCUAGAUCAGAUCUUUUACAAAUGAGAAAUAGGAGAUUGAGUGAAGUUCCAUUGUCUCAAGAUCAAGAUCAAGAGCAUGAAAAUAGUAUCUUAUCAGCACGAGGAUCGCCCGAUGGAUAUAGUGCAUUAGAGGUAGAUUCUGCUGAAAAUGGAGCAGAUGAAACUAGUUAUGAGGAGAACAUUCAAAUUUUAUUCAGAACUUUUACAGUUUCCUCCAUUUAUACAAUUGGAUCAUACUUCUUACCAAUAUUACGGUCGAUCCCUAUAUUUGGUAAAAAACUUUCUAAGAAUUAUUUGUGGGAAUUCCAACCUUCACCUGCCUACAUUGGCCAAGGUAUGAUUAUGGGACUUCCAACUGUCUCGUACAUGCUAUUUGGAUGUAUACUCGGCUGGGGUGUCUUGGCUCCAUUGGCAAGGCAUGUGGGUUGGGUACCUCCGGACGCUGGCGUCGAUGAUUGGGAAAGAGGCGUACAUGGAUGGAUUCUUUGGACUUCUUUGUCCAUCAUGGUGGUAGAUAGUGUCGUUGGGUUCAUAGUAGUUACUGUUAGAUCAUUGGUCAAAUUUUGGCUUACUGACGAUAAAGCAAAGCUGUUAACCAACGUUUGGGACGAUUCGUUUGAAUCAAUUUUACUUGAGGAGGAACGAGUAAUCAACAAUAGACGUUACACCACUUCUUCUUCUAGCAACCGCCCAAAUACUGUGAAAUUGGUCUAUGACGAUGUCGAUCAUGAAGUGGCUGAUGAACACUUAGUUACGUUGACUACCGUCAUCAGUGGAAUUAUUAUCUCUUCAUUACUAUGCAUUGUACUGGUGAUUUAUUUAUUUGGAUUAGAAAUUAUUCCAGUCUAUGCCAUGGUUACAGCUUUAUUUAUUGCCCUAUUUCUGUCAAUAUUGGGCAUUCGUGCACUGGGGGAAACUGAUUUGAAUCCAGUUAGUGGUAUCGGUAAGAUUUCUCAACUAAUAUUUGCGCUAGUGGUGCCUCGAGACCGUAAGGGUGCGGUCCUUCUGAAUUUGGUUGCGGGCGGUGUCGCAGAAUCCGGUGCUCAACAAGCUGGUGAUCUAAUGCAAGACUUGAAAACUGGUCACCUCUUGGGGGCAUCACCUAGGGCUCAAUUCAUUGCGCAAAUUGUGGGGGCAAUAUGGUCUAUUAUUCUUUCAAGUGUGAUGUACAUCUGUUACAACAAGGUUUAUCAGAUCCCAGAUAAACAAUUUAGAAUUCCCACUGCCAUUGUAUGGAUCGAUUGUGCUAGAUUGGUAACAGGCCAAGGUCUUCCUGAAAAGGCCUUGGGUUGUUCCAUGCUCCUAGGUUGUAUUUUUGCUUUCUUAUCACUUAUUAGGAAUUGUUAUCGCGAGGGUAAUCGUAAAUGGUUGAUGUACAUACCAUCUGGUGUUGCCGUGGGCGUUGGUAUCUACAAUACACCUAGUUUCACAAUUGCUAGGUUCAUUGGCGGUGUGCUUGCAAGCACUUGGAUGAACCGUCAACAGUUUAACAUGGGCGCAAAGACAAGGAUGAUUGUUUUCAGCUCGGGACUGGUGCUUGGUGAAGGUAUUUGCAGCAUUUUAAACAUGCUCUUCACAGAUUUGAAAGUACCACACUUGUAA